AAAAGCUAUUUGAAUGUACAGCAUGAUGAUGGAGACGGACUUGCACUCCCCUGGCGGAGCCCAGGCCCCCACGAACCUCUCGGGGCAGACCGGAGCGGGAGGCGGCGGAGGCGGCGGUGGCGGCGGCGGGGGAAACAAAGCGAACCAGGACCGGGUCAAGAGACCUAUGAACGCCUUCAUGGUGUGGUCGCGGGGCCAGCGGAGGAAGAUGGCCCAGGAGAAUCCCAAAAUGCACAACUCGGAGAUCAGCAAGCGCCUGGGGGCCGAGUGGAAAGUCAUGUCGGAGGCCGAGAAGAGACCGUUCAUCGACGAGGCGAAGCGGCUGCGAGCGCUGCACAUGAAGGAGCACCCGGAUUAUAAAUACCGGCCGCGGCGGAAGACCAAGACCCUGCUCAAGAAGGACAAGUAUUCGCUGGCCGGGGGGCUGCUGAGCGCCGGGUCGGCCGGGGGAGGCCCGGCCGGCGUCGGCGUGGGCAUGGGCGUCGGCGUCAGCCCGGGCGGCGUCGGGCAGCGGCUGGAGAGCCCCGGCGGCACGGCCAGCGGCGGCUACGCGCACAUGAACGGCUGGGCCAACGGCGCCUACCCGGGCUCGGUGGCGGCGGCGGCGGCGGCGGCGGCGAUGAUGCAGGAGGCGCAGCUCGCCUACAGCCAGCACCCGGGCAGCGGGGGGCAUCCGCACCACCCGCACCCGCAUCACCCGCACCACCCUCACAACCCGCAGCCCAUGCACCGCUACGACAUGGGUGCCCUGCAGUACAGCCCCAUCUCCAACUCGCAGGGCUACAUGAGCGCCUCGCCCUCGGGCUACGGCGCCCUGCCCUACGGCUCCCAGCCCCACCAGAACUCGGCGGCGGCGGCGGCGGCAGCGGCGGCGGCGGCGGCCGCCUCCUCGGGUGCGCUGGGCGCACUGGGCUCGCUGGUGAAGUCGGAGCCCAGCGUGAGCCCGCCCGUCACCUCGCACUCGCGGGCCCCGUGCCCCGGGGACCUGCGGGAGAUGAUCAGCAUGUACUUACCGGCCGGGGAAGGCGGGGAUCCGGCGGCCGCUGCCGCCCAGAGCCGGCUCCACUCCCUGCCCCAGCACUACCAGAGCGCCAGCACGGGGGUGAACGGCACCGUUCCCUUGACGCAUAUCUGA
Molecule: messenger RNA, 1135 nt
Organism: Hirundo rustica (Barn swallow)
Lineage: Eukaryota; Metazoa; Chordata; Aves; Passeriformes; Hirundinidae
Gene: SOX1
Product: SRY-box transcription factor 1
Exons: 1
Coding region: 14-1135 (373 amino acids)
Biological process (GO): anatomical structure morphogenesis; cell differentiation; regulation of DNA-templated transcription
Molecular function (GO): DNA-binding transcription factor activity, RNA polymerase II-specific; RNA polymerase II cis-regulatory region sequence-specific DNA binding
Source: RefSeq, a predicted model, not a curated record